Messenger RNA from Gongylonema pulchrum, 214 nucleotides. Lineage: Eukaryota; Metazoa; Nematoda; Chromadorea; Rhabditida; Gongylonematidae. The record is from the annotation of a GenBank genome assembly.
UGCUUUGAGAAAUUCGUAUCGCAAGAAGUUAAUACUACUGCUGCUGGAGAUACUGAUGUCGCUACUCCCGGUCAGGGCGUUUUACACGAUGCAUACAGUGAUUCGGAUGAUGCCGAAGGUGGAAAUCCUACCGCAUAUGACCAUCAGGUAUUGUUUUCGUCAUGAAUUAUCGCUAUUUGUCAUAGCGUUUGGCCUGUUGCAAAAACAUUCCUGA